AUGACGAUUUUAAAUAACUUUUGUAUCAUAAUUUUUAUAUUAUUAGUCCGUAGAUUCCGGCAUUCUUUGUAUAUACUUCCUUCCUUCUUUUAUUUUGUAAAUCACUGCGAAUCAACUUCAGUCACGUUAGGUAUCGAUUGGGGAGAAGAAUUCGUUGAAGCUUCCAUCGCCUUCAGAGGCCACAGACCUGAUAUUCUACUCACAGGAACAGGGAGCAGGAAAUUUGAAAACGCAGUUUAUUUGCUAGGAGAUACGAGAUUAUUCGAUAAGGAAGCGUCCUCAUUCUCAGUAAAGGACCCAACCAAAACCUUACAGAAAUCAGCACACCUCCUAGGAGUUCCAUUCACCUCUAACUCAAAAUGGAGCAGAAUAUCAACAUUAAAAGCAUCAGAGGUUGCGGAAACCCUCAAAAAAAAUAAUGUACCAUUCCAUUGGGAUUAUACGCCGUACGAGUUCGGCGUUUCUAAGGACGGACAACUACACCUCAAGGUACUGAAGGACUCAAUGGUCGGCCUCGAAGAAGCAACCGGACACUUCUUUAAUCACCUGAAAUACGUAGCCCUCGAGAAGCUCCUGUCCUUGAAGGCAAUAGAUUCCUUUGAUUCCAACGUGGAGAUGUUGGCGGUGAUCUCAAUCCCCUGCAACUACACCCAGAACCAAAGGAAGGCGCUGGUUUUCGCAGCAGAAAGCGCCGGCUUGAAAGUAGUGGACCUAGUCCACGGCAUAUCAGCAGCAGCCUGGUUCCAUACACUGGAAAUGUCGCCAGGAACCAGGAAAAUAAUGUACUACGACCUGGGAAGUUAUGGAGCCAACGUGGGGGUUGUGGAAGCCAAAGUACCGCCACGAAAGUCCAAGGAAAUACCUCAUAUAAGAACUCUUUCAUGCGUUACAUAUCCAGGAAUUGGAGGAAGACAACAUGAUUUACUGCUUGCAGAGUAUUUGAGGAACAAAUUUGAAACUGAAAACGAUCUGAAGUUGAUGCCAGGAAACCCAAAAUCCUUACAAAAACUGCUAAAGAACUCAAACAAGGCCAAAAUGAAGUUAUCGCUAUCAAAUUCCGCUUCAGUUGAAGUGGACAACUUGGUGAAGAACAAACACCUCAACGUUAAGGUGACGAGGUCGGAGUUCGACAAAUUAUUGGAGCCAGUCCUCAAAGAGUUACACGUGCCAAUUAACAUGGCCUUGGAGAAGGCAAAUUUGAAAUUUAGUGAUUUGGAUAGUGUUGAGAUGCUGGGAGGAGCUUGGAGAGUACCCUCAGUUACAGCCAAGUUAUCGGAAAUUGUAAACCCACUACGGUUAGGAUUUCAUUUAAACGCAGAGGAAUCGAUAGCAAUGGGCUGCGGUUAUCUCGCAGCAGCCCACAACCCAUUUUUCAGAAUGAAAAAAAUAGAACUUUUUGACAAUGCAGUUUAUGAAUACGUUUUACAUGUCAAAGGACCAGAUUUGGACAAAAGGGUCACUUUGUACAAGCCAAUUGACAGAAUUAAUAACGCCAAAAAAGUAAAAGUUAACACUGUUAACAAUUUCAAUGUAACGAUUUACGAGACUUCAGACCCCAAUGAUCCUUCUAGUGAAGUGAAGGUUUUAGAUUACAAAAUAAAGGGGGUUGACGAUUUACUCUCAAAACACAAGAAUGAUAUGCUGGCUCAGGUGACCCUGUCAUUUAAAACAGAAAAUGGCCUGAUUAGUCUCAACAAAGUGUUUGCAAAGCCAGUUAAAAAAGCUCCAGAAACUCCAAAAACUGAAACCUCAAAAUCUGAUACUGAUCCAAGUCAUGAAGAGGCUUCUGGUCCCGAAUCCAAAACCGAGUCUGAAACUAAAACUUCUGACGGUACAGAUAGUGGUUAUGAAUCUGAUGGUUCUCAAGAGACUUCUGAACCAGAAAAACCUCAAGAUAAAUCUUUAGAUGAUGAACCUGAAUCUGCUAAAAAGCCAGAUGAGGCAUCUAAAACCACCGAAGGUGAAACAUCUGUUGGUGAAUUUGCCAAAGAUACUGACAAAAAUCUAGAUUUAAAACCGAGUUCAGAGCCAGGUUCUGAAGACACAGAUUUGAAGGAUAAGGACCAAGAAACCCCUGAAUCUCAAACAAAAGUUUCUUCAGAAACCACACCUGGGACAGGAGAUCUCAAUGAUGAUAAGUCAACCGAUCAGAAGGAUGAGAAUAAAUUGGAUGAUCAAAAAGAUAAAUCAACAACAGAUCAAGAGGAUAAAUCAGCAACAGAACAAAAAGAUAAAACUAGUGAACAGAAGGAUAAAAUGAGUGAACAGAAGGAUAAAACCACUAAAGAACCAACUGAUGAUCAUGUAAAUUUAGAAUUUGUGGACAACACAGUUAAUGUAUACCAUGAUAAAAAACUAAAUGAGAGUAAGAAUAACAUACAGUUAUUGGUAAACAAGGACAAGGCUACAAUUGAGCGCAGCCAAUUAAAAAACCGACUUGAAUCAACACUAUACAAGUACAAGGGUGUUUUGAAGUCAGACGACUUCAAGUCUGCAUGUAAACCAAAUGAAGAAGAGACUUUGUCAGAAAAGGUCAAGUCCCUUCUUGAAUGGUUCGAUGAAAACUCUUACUCAGCUACAUCCGAGGUAUUGAAUAAACAUUUGGAUGAACUUAAUAACUUGGGUAAUCCCAUUUACACCAGGAUGAAUAAUAACCUUAAUCGGGAAUCUGUGGUUAAGUUUGGAGAUGAUAAUUUUAAUGAAUUACACGAAAGGCUCAACAAACUACUCGAGGAGAAACCCUUUCUUAAAGACCAAAACGCAUCUCUGGACCUCUUCAACAACAAUUUCAGCUGGUGGGACCAGGUUAAAAAGGACCAGGCCAGCCUACCUCUUCAUGAGGAUGGACUCUUCGACUUGCCCAUGAUCAAGACUAAGCUGGACAUCUGUAGGCUAGUUUUAAGGAACCUUGAGUCGAUUCCUCCUCCUGUGGAACCCAAGGAAACUUCUGAUGAAACAAGCCCCCAGCCAGAUUCGACCACAGCUCAGCCUGACACACCUGGUGAAUCCACUCCUGAGCCUUCUGAACCUACCCAAACCCCUUCAACUGAUACCAAAGAGGUACCUGAUGCUGUUUAUUCUCAGCCCGAGAUCGAGACUGAAAAGCACUCCGAGUUAUAA
Theileria annulata is the source of this 3120-nucleotide messenger RNA. Its product is annotated as HSP70 chaperone, putative. The record is from RefSeq and is a predicted model, not a curated record. Lineage: Eukaryota; Apicomplexa; Aconoidasida; Piroplasmida; Theileriidae. Gene Ontology annotation, biological process: protein folding. Bases 1 to 3120 code for a protein of 1039 amino acids. Gene Ontology annotation, molecular function: ATP-dependent protein folding chaperone; ATP binding. Gene Ontology annotation, cellular component: cytosol; nucleus. The transcript has a single exon.